AUGCCGAUGUUCUUGUCGUCUAUGCGAAGACUGACCCAGCUUUGCAUCAGCAUGGAAUCACCGCUUUUCUUAGUAGAAAAGGGAUUCAAAGGAUUCCACACGUCACCGAAACUCAAUAAAAUGGGCAUGCGAGGUUCAAACACCUGUGAAUUGGUCUUCGAGGACUGUGAAGUACCAGAGGAAAAUGUUAUGGUGGUGUUGGAAAAGGACAAAGUUUACGCCCCCUUUACUGAUGACUGGACUCGAUCUCGAACGAUUGGUACUUUCCGGCGGUCCGCUAGGACUUAUGCAAGCGCCGCAUUGACGUCGCCUUUCCAAAUGCUACUCAUCGAGAAGGCCCAUUCGGCACUCCAAUUGCACGUCCAGCUAAUGCAAGGAAAGAUGGCUGACAUGUACACGACCUUAAACGCUUGUCGAGCCUACUUGUAUGCAGUGGCCAAAGCUGCUGACAAUGGACAUGUCUCCAGUAAGGACUGCGCAGGAGUUAUCCUCUAUCUUGCCGAGAAAUGUACGCAAGUGUGCUUGGAUGCUGUCCAA
Messenger RNA from Cooperia oncophora, 537 nucleotides. The record is from the annotation of a GenBank genome assembly. NCBI's taxonomy places the organism in Eukaryota, Metazoa, Nematoda, Chromadorea, Rhabditida, Trichostrongylidae.